UAUAGAUUAAACCACCCAUAGUUUUUCCAUUAGCAGUUAACAAAUAUUUGUAAAUCCUAAUCCAACCGACACCACAUGGCAUCUCGCUCCAACAUAGACACUCUUCCAUACGACAUUGUCUCAAAAAUUUUGUCCUACACAUCACCACAAGACGCGUGUGGAUUCUCAAUGGUUUCCUCAACUUUGCACUCAGUGGCUGAUUCUAACACACUCUGGCAAAGUUUCUUACCCUCUGACUAUGAUGAUAUCAUCUCAAGAACCGUUAUUCCUCUCAUUCUUCAAUCUUCUUCAUAUAAACAUCUUUUUUACUCUCUAUGCCAACAUCCCCUUCUCCUAGACAGGGGCCUUAUGAGCUUUAAAUUGGACAAGUCUUCGGGUAAAAAAUCUUAUAUUCUAUCUGCAAGAAAAUUGUCAAUUUCAUGGAGCAGUGAUCCAUUGUAUUGGAGUUGGAGACCAACGCCUGAAUCAAGAUUCGAAGAGGCAGCUGAGUUAAGAUCAGUGAGCUGGUUAGAAAUUAAUGGGAAAAUAAGGACCCGAAUUCUAACACCAAACACAACUUACGCUGUUUAUCUCAUCACAAAUGUUUCUCAUCGUCGCUAUGGACUUGAUUCUGCGCCAGCUGAGGUAUCAGUUGAAGUGUCCAACAAAGUACUAAAUGGAAAGGCAUAUUUGUACCAAAACAUAUUCAUCGAAGAUAUUAAUAAUGAAAUUCGAGUUCCUUCCAAAAGAGAUGAUGGGUGGAUGGAAAUUGAAUUGGGUGAGUUUUUAUGUGGUGAAGCUGAUGAGGAGGUUAAGGUUAGUGUUAGGGAGGUUGGUUAUCAAUUAAAGGGUGGCCUCAUUGUUGAAGGAAUUGAAGUUAGACCCAAAAUUUUGGUUUGAUUAAAUCACAAGGGCAAUUUUCUUUUGUUGCCAAGAAAGCAUUCUUGUGAAUAAACUUUAAAAUGAAUAAUGAUUAAAUCAUAUCUACAUGUAUAAAUAAUAAUGUCAAUAUUUAUAUUAUUAGAGUUUAAUUCUUUUUAACAAGUCAAAAUAAAAUUGGAUAUAGUUACCGCGUGGCACAGUAGUUGAUUUCAACAGUUCAAUUUAAAUUAAGUCAAAUGUUAUAAGUGUUUCAAAUAUAUGUAUUAGUGGUCUAAGUAUAGAAAUUCAUGAUGUAUGAAUCUUGUGUAUUUAACUUUUUCAAAAAGUAUAAAUUUUGAUUUUAAGUA
Molecule: messenger RNA, 1208 nt
Organism: Cicer arietinum (chickpea)
Lineage: Eukaryota; Viridiplantae; Streptophyta; Magnoliopsida; Fabales; Fabaceae
Product: F-box protein PP2-B15-like
Molecular function (GO): protein binding
Source: RefSeq, a predicted model, not a curated record